This is a messenger RNA of Diorhabda sublineata, 2111 nucleotides long. Its product is annotated as serine protease gd-like. The coding region runs from base 511 to 1956 and encodes 481 amino acids. The record is from RefSeq and is a predicted model, not a curated record. NCBI's taxonomy places the organism in Eukaryota, Metazoa, Arthropoda, Insecta, Coleoptera, Chrysomelidae. Gene Ontology annotation, biological process: proteolysis. Gene Ontology annotation, molecular function: serine-type endopeptidase activity. The transcript is spliced from 7 exons.
UUUUAAGAUAAUUGCAAAUCUAGUAACUCAAACAGUUUAAAUUAACAAAUGUCAUAUAUUAAACUGGUCAACUACUACUACUCAUCAAGUCACGGUCUUAUACUGUAAGAAGUAAAAUAAAGGUUUCAGUAAGAAUUUGCAGACUAAAAUUCCACGGAAAAUUGAAUAUCAAAGUUAUCGAAAUUUCUGAUUAUCCAACAUAUUUCACCGCACGUCAACAUGGUGCUAUAAUAUAUUUCAAUAGCAAUAUACCAAUGGGUCAAGAGUUGAAUAUCUUAAUAAUUUAUUCAGGACCGGUUUUUAUUAGUGUUUUAUUUUUAUUUCAUUUUUCAAAUCCACUCGUCUUUGGGUAAGUCAACGAUACAAUAGUUAAUUCUGCUUUUUCUGCUGAAGGCAAAACAUCAUUAACCAAAUUACCUUUUAAUUAGGUUCUUUUACAAAAGUUUUAUCGUUUUCAUUAAUUUCCAGUAUAAACCUAGUGUCGUAGUUGACUGGAGACAGUAGUUGAAUAUGUUCGGUUUAAACAUUUUGUUUAUUUCAUUAUUUAUAAUUUAUGUUGUGGGUCAAGAAUUGAUAUCACCCUGCCCGCGUUUGUUCGAAUAUGAACCCCGGAAUCCUAAAGAACCUGAUAAAAUUUAUGGUGUACUUAAUCUUCAUUCUGAUGCCGAUCUCAAUGGGGUUUGGUUAAGGCUUAUAUUUGAUAAACCUAGCUUACAAUUAGGGAAUUGGUUUGGUAUCAUUCUAACUGACGAUAAUAUAGUCUACAAAAUCCAAGCACCUUCGAAGAAAUUAUUAGCCCAUGUACCACAAAGAGUUCGAUUUUACAUCAGAUAUGAUACAAGUAAACCACCUCCUAAACUGAUAGAGUAUCGACUUAAUGCUAAGACGGUAUGUCCAGAAGGCAUCAAACCUACAAUAGAGCCUCCUGUAUCAUUGGAUUAUUUUACAAGCCCGGAGUUAUCGACAACUUCACGGCCAGUGCCCUUUGAACGGCCUGUGCAAUCUCCAGCAACUCCAUCAUUCAUCGAUAAUCUAUAUCAACCAAAUGAAUCAUUGGGAUCAACAGACGAAAAUGAUGAUACUUUUGUUGGGGAUCUAAAUCUAAUCCAAAGACCUCGACCUAACAGACCUUAUUUAGAAGACAAAUGUGGAAUAGUUAUUAAACCAGCCCAACCGCUAAUAACGUACGGCCAACCGACAAGUGAAGGAGAAUAUCCAUGGCACGCUGCUCUGUAUCACGCCAGGGGAAUAGACUUAUCAUAUAUCUGUGGAGCAACAUUAAUUUCCAGACUUCAUUUAAUCACUGUAGCACAUUGUGUUACUAAAAAAAGAACCCAAACUGCUUUAUCUCCCAGCAGCCUCAUAGUUUAUUUAGGUAAAUUUUAUUUGAAAGUAUGGUCAAACCCAGGCAUACAAGACAAACAAAUAGACAAAAUAAUAGUUCAUCAGAAAUAUAGCUCUAGUACUUUCGCUAACGACAUUGCGCUCUUGAAGUUAACUGAAGAAGUUGAAAUAACAGCGUAUGUGAGACCAGUUUGUUUAUGGGAAGAAAAUACCAAUUUGGAAAGUGUUAUUGGACGACAAGGAAUUGUCGUUGGCUGGGGAUUCGAUCAAACUGGUAAAGUAACCGAUCAACUAGCAAAGGCUUACAUGCCUGUUGUUUCACAAGAUACCUGCAUUUAUUCAUUUGCCGAAUUUUAUUCAAGAUUUACUACUGACCAUACCUACUGCGCGGGCUUUAAUAAUGGUACCUCAGUAUGUAAUGGAGAUUCUGGUGGAGGUAUGGUAUUUCCAAAGAAAAAUUUCGAUUCUGCUAAUCCAAUUUGGCAAUUGAGAGGAAUGGUUUCAAUAAGUGUUGCGCUACAGAACCAAUUUAGAUGUGAUUCUUCUCACUACGUUGUGUUUACGGACAUUGCGAAAUACUUAGACUGGAUAAGAAAUGCUUUAAGUCUUUGACGAUAUUUUAAUAUAUAUUAUGACGAUAAUUUUUUUAUGCCAGGCGCAAGAAUUACACCAUACCUCAAGAGGUGACGGCUUAGUUCCCAAAAUUUCUUGUUUAGGUUCUUUAGAUGUUAUCACAAAAAUAUAAAAUAAACUUUUUGUAAGAUGUA